CCACCAUCUUCAUCCAUGAUCCCCUCACACCCCACUGAAAUCUUCUUGUCACACACACACACACAUCAAGACGCCAUUUUUAUAACAGCAUUUGAAUUUGAAGGCAGAAUCUUUGUUUUAUUCUUCAGAAGCACAAAUCAAACCCUCAAAACUUCAUUCAAUCGAGGGAUGGAGCCUGGCAAUGGGGUUCAUACGGAAGAUGAAAAUGGUGUUAUAAACGUGGUAGAUCAUGAAAACUCGAAUGAAGUUGAGGAAGGUCUCGAAUCAACAAAAGUGGAAGUGAGUGAAUCUUCUGAGAAUGUUAAUGCCACCAAAAUACCAAAUUCAAGUGAGGUUACUACUAAUGGUAAUGGAGGUACUUCAAAGAACAAUAAAGUGGCCAAAAAUGGUUCUAAAGGUAGCAUAUUGGCUCGUAAGCCAAAACCCCAUCUAACUCAAAGUUUAUCUUUCCCUUCUAAACCCCAAAACCCUAAUUCCAUGAGAGCUAGCAUUGAUGGGCACCCUGGUAAGCAGCCAGCCACAGUAUCAAAUGGAAAUGCCAUGAAUCCUGCUAAUAGAAGAGCUUCAACAGGAGUAAAAACAAAGGAAAAGAGUGCAAGUAUUGAUGGCACACCUUCUAGAAGAGCUACUUUGGAUUCGGUUCGCGUGUCACGUCCUAGGAAAUCUAAUGGAAGUGAAGAUGCCCCUGAUGGGCAGCAUAAGAACAGUGUGAUUGGCUUUUCUUCAAGGUUGGAAGAGCGUGCUGAAAAGAGAAAAGAGUUCUUUUCAAAGAUAGAGGAGAAGAUUCAUGCGAAAGAAGCGGAGAAAACCAACUUGCAAGAAAAGUCAAAGUUGCAAAUGCAGGAAAGCCAAGAAGCAGAGAUCAAGCAGUUGAGGAAGAGCUUGAUGUUUAAAGCUGCACCAAUGCCAAAGUUUUACAAAGAGCCACCCCCAAAAGUUGACUUGAAGAAGAUACCAACAACACGCCCAAAAUCUCCAAAACUUGGCCGGAACAAGAGCAAUGUGGGUACACCCACCACAACAAAUGGUGACAAAGACAAAGACACUACUGCUCCUGUUGCUGUUUCCAAGAAACCACUCAGAAAAUCUGUAUCCAAAAAUGAAGUCAAACCUGGAAAGUCAAAGGAAAAGCCUGUAAAAACACAAGUCCAAGCUCAAGAAGAAGAAGAAGAAGAAGAGAAACCAUCCAAUGAAAUCCCAUCUCCAAAUCCUCUUCAAGUUGAAGCUCGGAUAGAAGAAGAAGAAGAAGUCAAUGGUGAGUGUGAGCCUCCUGUUUUGUCCGCAGACAUCGUUGUUGGGGGUUAAAAAGUUAAAAUUUAAAACAACCUUGUUAUAAUGUUUAAUAUCUCUCUGUAUCUAAUAGGCUUCUUCUUUUUUUUUUUUUUUUGUUGUUUUUCAAGUUGUUAAGGUUUCUUCUGUGUUGUGAAUAGCGACUGUAAGUUACUGGUCACAUGUUGUAUGAGUCGGUUUUUUCUGUUGUUUAUUCGUUUAUAUGAUGUUGUAUGAAUCUUUUUGUUUUCCUUUAAAACCAAAGUUGUAAAAUUUGCGGAAACUGGUUUGGAUCUUUCGCUUUGUGAAAUGUGAAUUGAAAUGGAUUUAUUUAUUUUUAUCA
Lactuca sativa (garden lettuce) is the source of this 1612-nucleotide messenger RNA. RefSeq lists its product as uncharacterized. The record is from RefSeq and is a predicted model, not a curated record. Gene Ontology annotation, biological process: microtubule cytoskeleton organization. Gene Ontology annotation, molecular function: microtubule binding. NCBI's taxonomy places the organism in Eukaryota, Viridiplantae, Streptophyta, Magnoliopsida, Asterales, Asteraceae.